AUGUUUAAUUCUCGUACUCGUCUUAUUAUUGUCAAUACACCAAAUAAUCCAGUUGGAAAAGUUUUUGCACGUGAUGAACUUGAACAUAUAGCAAAUUUAUGUCAAAAACAUAAUGUUAUUUGUAUAUCCGAUGAAGUUUAUGAAUGGUUAGUAUAUGAUGAAAAUAAAAAACAUAUACGUAUAGCAACAUUAUCGAAUACCUGGCAGCGAACAUUAACAAUCGGUAGUGCAGGAAAAACAUUUUCAUCAGCUGGUUUAAAAUUAGAAGUUGUUGCACGUUGUUUUGAAUAUGAAUUAAAACGUAUUAAUUCUUCUGAAUGUUAUUUUAAUUCAAUAUCAAAUGAAUUUCUUAAAAAAUGUGAUAAACUUGUUCAAGCUUUAAAAGAAUGUGGAAUGAAAUCUGUUAUACCUGAUGGUGGAUAUUUUAUUCUUGUGGAUUAUAGUCAAUUUGCUAGUGGCGAAUUUCAAUUGGAUGCUGAUGAAGUGAAAGAUAUUAAAUUUGUUCGAUAUUUAAUCGAAGAAAAACAACUUGCUACUAUUCUUGUAACAGAUUGUUAUAUAACUGAUCAUCGUCAUUUAGCUGAAAAUUAUAUUCGAUUUUGCUUUGCUAAAAAAGAUCAAACACUCGAUAAAGUAAUUGAAAUUCUUCGAAAACUUAAAACAAAUUAA
Rotaria sordida is the source of this 669-nucleotide messenger RNA. NCBI's taxonomy places the organism in Eukaryota, Metazoa, Rotifera, Eurotatoria, Philodinida, Philodinidae. The record is from the annotation of a GenBank genome assembly.